Molecule: messenger RNA, 1275 nt
Organism: Homarus americanus (American lobster)
Lineage: Eukaryota; Metazoa; Arthropoda; Malacostraca; Decapoda; Nephropidae
Gene: Sec20
Product: vesicle transport protein SEC20-like
Exons: 6
Coding region: 160-930 (256 amino acids)
Biological process (GO): retrograde vesicle-mediated transport, Golgi to endoplasmic reticulum
Cellular component (GO): SNARE complex; endoplasmic reticulum
Molecular function (GO): SNAP receptor activity
Source: RefSeq, a predicted model, not a curated record
GCUUGGACUGACAGUUACGUCUCGAUUACGCACUGUUGGCAAGUACUGGGUAUAUACUGGUUCCUAAAUGUAUCUAAAUACCUGCGCCAUCAUAACGUUAUCUGGCGAAUUACACCACCAUCUGAACUUCGACCUUUAUUCUGCAUAACUUGUAAAGAAAUGGUAUUAUCAUUUCGGUCAUGCAUCGAAUUUAGAAUACAGCAGCCGACACCAAUAACAAGCACAAUGCCACAAGACGACCAAGUGUACAUCAGUGUGGUCAAACAAGACAUUGUGAAAUAUGACGUGACAGUGAAAAGCCUCAUACAGGAAAUACGUGAACAUACUGGGUCUCAGGCUGAGUUGGAUGAAAUUGGCUCUUUGGUUCGUUCUCGUAUCAGUCAACUCCGAGAGCAGAUUGAAGAAUUGAAGCGUCUAGCACUGGAGCAAGACAGUGAAAUAGACCGUAUAGCAUUGACUGAGGAGGCUGCCAAGAGCGACAAAAUGCUUCAGGACAACCACCGAGCCUUUCGAAAUGCUCUCCUUACAUCACAGCUCGCUAUUAACCAGCAAAGUAAAGACGAACUCUUCACAAAUAUUGAAGAAAAUGAAGAUAAUGAUGCCAGUGUCCGUCAGCGAGAUCGAAUGAGCCGUGACAUACUAAUGAAAAAGUCUUCCCAACUAUCGGAUGAUCUACUCACUGUGACACGCUUAAUACGCGACAACACAGAGAAGAGCCUCAAGACUGUCGAUAUAUUAGUGGAAGGAUCUCAAACUAUUUUGUCGACCCAGGAGGAACUGAAGACAAUGGGCUCUGUGAUUGGCCAGGCACGGAAAAUCUUAAACAAGUAUGGCCGAAGAGAAAAUACAGACAAGCUACUGAUUUUCCUUGGGUUGGUAUUUUUCUUAGCCUCUUGUCUAGUUGUCUUGAGAAACAGGUUUAUCUUCUGAUAUUGAUGAGUCAACAUGAUAAGAUUCCUUACAAUGAUACUUGUCUUAUUGAAUGAAACACACUUCUUUUGAUGGUGAAAUAUAAGUUGCUUCAUUUUUUUAUGAAUUCAUCUUUUUCCUUGAAAAAGAUGCAACUUCCUUCUUUAAGUUUAGUGAAAUAGACUCUCUUAAUGAUACUCUUGUUAAGCUGAAGUCUUUAAUGUUUGGUGUCUAAAUACAUUGUUGUUAUUUUUGGCUGUAAUAUUACUAAUUUCGUUAAUGGACCUUCAUUAUGCACUACACAUGGUUUACACAUUAAAAGUUUUACACACAUUUUGUAUAAAAGAAUAAAACAAAUACAAAUCA